UACUAGCAGCAGCAUCUUUAAUCAUCAAAAUGAUGAAAAUUGUGAUCCUCAUGUCUGCCCUAGUGGCUAUGGCCGCUGCGAAGCCUAGCGCAGCAUUUUUUGCCGCAUCAGCACCAAUCGUGGCAGCUCCAGCGCCAAUAGUAACCGCCUCCAGCUCGCAAUACUACCACCGAAACAACAAUGUACUCGCCGCCUACGUCGCAGCCCCCGCCGCUUACGUCGCGCCUGCCGCUCCCUACGUCGCAGCCCCCGCUGCUGCGUCCUACGCAGCUGCUCCGUACGUCGCCGCUCCCGCUUCUUACGUCGCCGCCGCUGCUCCCUACGUUGUAGCCGCUUAA
Messenger RNA from Aricia agestis (brown argus), 338 nucleotides. RefSeq names its product cuticle protein 16.5-like. The record is from RefSeq and is a predicted model, not a curated record. NCBI's taxonomy places the organism in Eukaryota, Metazoa, Arthropoda, Insecta, Lepidoptera, Lycaenidae. The coding region runs from base 30 to 338 and encodes 102 amino acids. The transcript has 2 exons.